AGCGGGGUUAUCCUUUUUGCAGAGGUGGGUCUCCAAAGCCAAACAAGGACCCUUAAGUGCGCAGGGGCCCGGGAAGGCGUGGCUCUGCUCCGGCCCGCCCCGCCGCAAAGCGAUUGGUUGUGGGAGGGACUACAAACCGGUGCAUCAUGGGAGUGGCAUGAGCUGUGCGCGGUGCAUUAUGGGGGCGUUUGCGGUCCUGACCGUGCGGCGCUGAACUACAACGCAGUGCAUCUCGGGAAGCCUGCUUUGUGGGAAGCAACCGACUCGCCCGCCAUGUCCGGCUGCGAGCUGCCCGUGGGCACCUGCCCGGACAUGUGCCCCGCCUCCGAGCGCGCCCGCCGCGAAAAGGAGGGCCGCCUGCACCGCUUCGAGGUGGCGCCGGGCGGCGGGCCUCGGCCCCGCGCCGACCCGCUGCGCGCCGUGAAGGAGUACAGCCGGCCGGCCGCCGGCAAGGCCCGGCCGCAGCCCGGCCAGCUCCGGCCGCCCGCCGUGCUGCUGGCCACCGUGCGCCACCUGGCCGCUGAGGUGGCCGGCCGCGCCGACGCCUCCCGCGCCGAGGUGGCCGGCUUCGUGGCGGACCGGCUGCGCGCCGUGCGCCUGGACCUGGCGCUGCAGAGCGCGGGCGCCGCCGAGGCGGCGGCGGUGCUGGAGGCGGCGCUGGCCGUGCUGCUGGCCGUGGCGGCGCAGCUCCGGCCCGGCGCCGCGCGCGGCCCGGUGGGCCCGGCGGACCCGGCGCUGCUGCGGGCCCAGGUGCACGAGGGCUUCGGCUCGCUGCGGCGCUGCUACGCGCAGGGCGCGGGGCCGCACCCCCGCCAGGCCGCCUUCCAGGGCCUCUUUCUGCUCUUUAACCUGGGCUCCGUGGAGGCCCUGCACAGCGUCCUGCAGCUGCCAGCCGCCCUGCGCUCCUGCCCAGCCCUCCGCACAGCCCUGGCCGUGGACGCGGCCUUCCGGGAGGGCAAUGCUGCCCGCCUGUUCCGCCUGCUCCGGGCCCUGCCGUACCUGCAGAGCUGCGCCGUGCAGUGCCACGUGGGCCGUGCCCGCCGCAGGGCCCUGGCCUGCCUCGCCCGUGCCCUGAGCACCCCCAAGGGCCAGACCUUGCCCCUGGGGUACGUGGUCCACCUGCUGGCCCUGGACGGGCCCGAGGAGGCGCGGGACCUGUGCCGGGCCCACGGACUGCCCUUGCUGGGACAGGACAGAGUUGUGUUCCAGAGGGGCUGCUACACCGAGGACGGGCUGCCGCCCGCGGGCACCUGCGGAGUGCUGGUGGGAAGCAAGCUGGGAGGGCGCUCCCUGGAGGAAGUGGUCAUGGCGGAGGAGGAAGAGGUGGGCGGGGACCGCGCCAAGCCCCUUGAGUAAGGAGGGACUGAGUGCCAGGAUGGGUCUGACACUCGGGCUCCUUUUCUCAGAUUCCCACACAAUAAACGGAACUUGUUUUGUAAGGACA
Molecule: messenger RNA, 1444 nt
Organism: Pipistrellus kuhlii (Kuhl's pipistrelle)
Lineage: Eukaryota; Metazoa; Chordata; Mammalia; Chiroptera; Vespertilionidae
Gene: SAC3D1
Product: SAC3 domain containing 1
Exons: 3
Coding region: 274-1356 (360 amino acids)
Biological process (GO): spindle assembly; centrosome duplication
Cellular component (GO): centrosome; spindle; nucleus
Source: RefSeq, a predicted model, not a curated record